This is a messenger RNA of Cyprinus carpio (common carp), 4464 nucleotides long. RefSeq names its product cytohesin 2 (gene cyth2). Lineage: Eukaryota; Metazoa; Chordata; Actinopteri; Cypriniformes; Cyprinidae. Gene Ontology annotation, molecular function: guanyl-nucleotide exchange factor activity. The record is from RefSeq and is a predicted model, not a curated record. Gene Ontology annotation, biological process: regulation of ARF protein signal transduction.
AUUUUACUGGCUCUGACGCAACUUCCGCUCUCGGCUCCUCCUUUGUCUGAGUCCUCUCGGUCCUCCGCCUAGUUAUUUAUUUAUUUCCUUUUCGUUUGUGGGGUAUAUUUUUAUAUAUCCUUAUCUCUCGGUUAUUGAAUGACAUUCGAUUCCGACACAUAUAUGCCUAAAAGCAAAGCCCCCAAAAUGGAUGAUCUGGACUACAUCCCGGCGGACCUGAGCCCAGAGGAGCGCUCCGAGCUGGAGGAGAUCCGCCGCAGGAAAGGAGCGCUGCUUCUGGAGAUCCAGCGGCUGAAAGAGGAGCUGAGAGAAGCCAUUAUAGAGGUGGAGGGGCUGGAGAGCAGCACGGAGGGCAGUAAAACAUUACAGAAGAGUCGUCAUGUGGCCAUGGGCAGGAAGAAAUUCAACAUGGACCCGAAAAAGGGCAUUGUGUUCCUGGUGGAGAAUGAGCUUCUCAGACACACUCCAGAGGACAUUGCCCAGUUUCUGUACAAAGGAGAAGGACUCAAUAAAACUGCAAUAGGAGACUAUCUGGGUGAAAGAGAUGACUUUAAUAUUAAAGUAUUGCAAGCUUUUGUUGAUCUUCAUGAAUUCACGGAUCUGAACUUGGUACAAGCACUUCGACAGUUCCUGUGGAGCUUCCGCCUGCCCGGCGAGGCUCAGAAGAUCGACAGGAUGAUGGAGGCUUUUGCACAGAGAUACUGUCACUGCAAUCCUGGAGUCUUCCAGAGCACAGACACCUGUUACGUGCUGUCGUUUUCCAUCAUCAUGUUGAACACCAGUCUGCACAACCCCAACGUGCGGGACAAGCCCACGGUGGAGCGCUUCAUCAGCAUGAACAGAGGCAUCAACGACGGAGGAGAUCUACCCGAGGAGCUGCUCAGAAAUCUGUAUGACAGCAUCAAGAACGAGCCCUUCAAGAUCCCAGAGGAUGAUGGGAAUGACCUGACGCACACUUUCUUCAACCCGGACCGAGAAGGCUGGCUCCUCAAACUGGGAGGUCGUGUGAAGACAUGGAAGAGACGGUGGUUCAUUCUGACUGACAACUGCCUCUAUUACUUUGAGUACACAACCGAUAAGGAGCCCAGAGGCAUCAUACCACUGGAGAACCUGAGCAUUCGGGAGGUGGAAGAUCCCAGAAAGCCAAACUGUUUUGAGCUCUACAUCCCUAAUAACCGCGGGCAGCUGAUUAAAGCAUGUAAGACGGAGGCCGACGGUCGAGUGGUGGAGGGAAACCACAUGGUGUACCGGAUCUCAGCUCCCACCCCGGAGGAGAAGGACGAGUGGAUCCACAGCAUCAAAUCCGCUGUGAGCGUGGACCCCUUCUACGAGAUGCUCGCGGCCAGGAAGAAACGCAUUUCCCUAAAGAAGAAAGAAGAGCAGCCCUGAAAGUCUUCUGUUCCCCCUCAAUCCAUCCAUCCAUACGCUCCCUCCGUUCUCUGGGACACCAGUGAUCCUUCAUUAAGUUAGCUCUCGUCCUCUCGUCAGAUCAGUCUGUUAUUCUGGUGCAUGGAGAGAUGGAUGUCGUUGGGAAACCCGAACGUCAUUACCCCGGGUUUGGAUUUCGGCGGUCUGGACUGCAUCGUUUAUUUCCACACUUCUCCUACACUUGCACACUACACAGUGUUAUUCACUAUCGCACUAGUCUGUACAGAUGCUCACUGUAUUAUGCAGGACUUCACUGACAUUCAUAAACCUGCACAAAUCUCCAUCCUCAUCUCACGCUCCCUCCGCUCUCACAGUUCCAGUUCCUGCUAUUUACAGCAUUUUACUGUGAAGUUCUCACACAAGCAGGGUAGACGACCAAACAGCCUGAUGCAUUCGUCAUCAUCAUCAGGGACGGAUCCAACGCUGUUGAUUCACUGAGUCUAUUCUGCUGCCUGUCUUAACGGUAUUUUAUCUGAACUGACACUAUUUAUCUCAGACUCAUUUGAGUUUAUUUACAUGUCGUAAAUGAAGAUGUAAAUGAAGGUCAUUGCUAUUCACGCCACAUAUCGAGCAUCACUUCCAGCAUAUCUAUGAAACAGGAUAUGCGUUUUACACUAAUGUUGGUAUCGGCCACCGGUGAUGUCAUUUCCUGUGCACAGUUGCGUUGAUCUUCACUGACCCAUCAGAGCAUCUGUAGAAAUGCACAUCAUUAUAUGUGAAUCCUUGAAUAAGCUCCUUCACUUUAAGAAAAGAGCCUUAAAAGUCCCGCAGCCCUGAAUGUUCGUACACUAGUGUUUCGGCUAAACUGUACUAGGUUUAAACUCAACCACACCGGCGGCAGAACCGUUCCUGGGGGAAUCUCGCCAAAACAUGUCCAGAUUAUACCGCACACUAAGAUAUCUGGUUCUGUGUCAUAAAAAUGCUGAUUUUCAAGAUUUUUAUUUAUUAUUAUUAUUUGGCAUUGUUUCCAUAACCAAGCACAUCUCGUCCUCGAUGCAUGCAGGCGUUUAGUGGGAUGAAAUCUCAUUUCUUAUUUCUCUGAAAUUUGAAAUGAAAUUUGACUCCUGAUCUUGACAGAUUUGGUGAGAUUCGCUCUCUUACUCUUUCCUGACACAAGCAAAAUAAAAAAUUUAAAAAGAUGUUAUUAAAAGACUGAUUAUGGUAAUCUGCAGAAAAUGUACUCACCCACAGUCUAUUCAAGAUGUUUCUUCAUCAGUUUUGGAGAAAUGUAGCAUUGCAUCACUUACUCACCACAGUGGAUGCUCUGCAGUGAAUGGGUGCCGUCAGAAUGAGAGUCCGAACAGCUGAUGAAAACACCACAGUGAUUCAGAAAUGCCUCGUAGAUGGAUUUGUUUAACUUCAAGCUGUUGAAAAUAUGAGUCCAGAAUGCAUAAUAACGCUUCCUCCAGUGAAUCAGGUCUGAAUCAAGCCGAAACCGUUCUAAACAAAUAUGUGGCUGGAUUUUAAUGUGGACCUUUUCACUGGAGGAAGUGUUAUGGAUUAUUGACUUGUUAAAUUAGUUAAAAACGUCUUAAUGCUGGAUUUGUUUCAGCUUUUGUUGUGAACUGAUGGACUGGAGUGCUGUGGAUUAAUUGUGGAUGAUGUUUUCAUCAGCUGUUUGGACUCUCAUUCUGACGGCACCCAUUCACUGCAGAGCAUCCAGUGAGGUGAGUAAGUGAUGCAAUGCUACAUUUCUCCAAAUCUGUUCCCAUCGAGCCUGAGAGUAAGUGCAUUUUCAGCGAAUGUUCAUUUUUGGGUGAGCUAUUCCAAUUUGAAGUCCUGUCUUUCAGAAAGUGUGUUUGCUCUGGCAGAGAACGACGUGUCUGCUGCUUUAUCCCCAUGAAAAACAUCCCCGAUCCUAAGAUAUGUGCCAGCCGACGCUUGUGUGAAACACUAGACACUCCUCUUACAGUGCUGUUCGGUUUGAAGGAGUCCAUGGCAGCUUUUUCCAAUGUACUUUAUAUUUUGCCUUUUCUGUCUGUAAAUACAUGUUGUUAUGUUUGUUUACAACACACAUUGAUAUUGUUGAAAAGCAUUUUUUAUUUAUUGUUUUUCAGUUUUCCUUCUAUGUGAGAACUAAGGAUGGGGGUUGCAUGUUGUACUGAAGCGUCUUCUGUAAAGGGUGAAUCUGACGCCAGUGUUUCGGGCGACUAUUAGCGCUCUGUAUUUCUAGACUGGUCAAAGAAUUGGCAUCGCUGUUAAAACAGGCUACAGAUUACAAGCGGUAACAAAAUCAGAAAUGAAAUAUCCAUAAAGCUCUUUAAAACGACUGAUCAUACAGAACACUAAUAGCGUCUGGAGUCUAACAUCAUUACCGCUCUAUUUAAAUAUACUAAUUAUGAAACGGUUAAUACUGAGAGUUGUUUAGCAGUGCAUAUUGCUCGACUUUUGUGAUUUUUUUUCCCAAUUAAUAUAAAGCUUGGCUGUAGUAAUUGAGACAUAUUUAAUAGUUUGGGGUUAGAAUCCAUGUUUAUAUGGCACUUUACUAGAGUUCAGCACAAACCACAGCUUGUUUUUCUCUCUUCGAGUGUGUAUGUAACUAGUACUGCAGUCCUUAACCGGUUUAAGCUUCGCUGCACAUGUAUAGGAUGCCAGUAUACAGCAUCCGUACCGAAUCGUUUGAAGUGAAUCUGCUUCACGUACUGUGUGCGAAGCCACGGCCCGGCCGUAUGUGACUGAGAGACUCCAAGUGUUAAAUAGCAUACAUUCCUUGAUAUAUAAGCUAUGCGUUUAAACUCAUAUUUCGGGCAUGACGUGGUCUGAUGAAGACGCUAGAAUGACUUGAAUAUGUUUUGGAGACUUUGGAGAAAUCUGGGCAUUCUUGAUGAGAAGUGCAAAGGUGCCAAAGCCUUUCAGCUAGUCUGUGAAUACAGCAGGACAAGUGAAAGCAUUUCCUCUCCCUCCUCUUUGUUUUCUCUCCCGGCUUCUGAUUGGCCACAGAAUGGUACAGAUUGUUAGAAAAAUCAUGUAGCAAAAGGAAAACUCAGUUAUGGUACACUGGUGCCAAUCAACUCUAAUAAACAAAAUGGAUAAAAA